UAUCUUGUAUUAAAUUUUAAGUAUUGGGUCAUUUGGGUGGAUCUUAUGGAUUAAUCUACACCAAAGAUGAAAUAAGUCAAAUAACAUAACAAUAAUUGAUGGCUACUUGAUGCAAAUUAUAUUUCAACAUAAUUGAGUAGAAUGAUGUUAGUAAUAAUAUAAAUGCACAUUUCAUGUUUUAGUUGGAGCGAACAAUGGCGAUAAUAGCAUCCCAAAAUGCCACUUUGAAUGCUAAGAAUGAAUCCAAUGAAAGAGAGUUGGAGAUUUUGCAUCAGAAAUUGCAGUCUCUAAGAGAAACAAAGAUAGCAAUGGAGAAGAAAAUAGAUUUGUUGGAACAGCAGCUACGAGAGUCCAGAGAUGUAAAGCUGCAAGAGUUAAGUAUGAACAACAAAUGGAUGAAUGAAACAAAUCAUCUAGUAAAUAAAGUCAUUCCUGAUCUCAAGGAAAAGCUAAGGUUGUCAGAGCUAGAAAAAAGAGAAAUGAAUGAAAGGAUAAACUGCCUAACUGAAGAGAAGAGGGCCUUAGAUGAACAGCAGGCAGCAGAUACGCGUGCUAUUGCAGACUCCCGUGGAGUAAUAGAGGAGCAAAAGGAGGAAAUAGAAAAUUUGGGGAGGAAGGUUGUGGAACUGACAGCAACUGUGAGACGAACUAACGCUGAACGUGAUGCAGCGAAUACUGUGCUGGAUAUGGUGGUUGGUCAACAACAAAUAGCUGUUAACGAAUUAUUUAAUGAAAUAAUUAAUGAUGUAGAAAACCAAAUACAACGACGUGAGCUACAACAUCAGCCACGCAACGCCAACAGGCAACUAAGGCAAAAUGAUAUCUUCGGGGUCCAAGAACUAGCCGGAGAAGAUAAUCCGCCAGCUAUUGCGAAUCCUGGGCACGCUGAGCUCCAAGGUCAACCUAUUUUUGCACUUCAUGUUCAGCAGGUCAAUAGCAAAAAAGUGCACGAUCCGCAUUAGAAAUAUGGAAUGACUUGUGUGCCUGUGCGCGGGUGUGAACACGUAUCAGUUAGACCUUUUCUCGCAUCAUGGACAAUCAAAAGAAAUUAAUUAUGUAUGCUCUGUUGCAUUCAUGUUCGUUGGUGUCGUUAGAUGUAUUUUUGAACCUUUAUUUCUUUUUAAAGCAUUUUUCGCAGAUGCCUUUCAACGCAAGGUAUUGAAAUUUUCGUUUAAAAUACUGUCCUAGAUUACCUUUGAUUGUGUUCACUGCCUGUACGUUCUGGCAAGUAAACGUAUAGCUUUUUAAAAUUUUUUCCCACUUUACCUGAUAACGUGACAUUUUACGCUUCUAUUGAAGAUUACUCCUAUUCUUCGCUCAUUGUCGAGUGAA
Molecule: messenger RNA, 1332 nt
Organism: Dendronephthya gigantea
Lineage: Eukaryota; Metazoa; Cnidaria; Anthozoa; Malacalcyonacea; Nephtheidae
Exons: 9
Coding region: 195-962 (255 amino acids)
Source: RefSeq, a predicted model, not a curated record